Rattus rattus (black rat) is the source of this 492-nucleotide messenger RNA. Its product is annotated as 40S ribosomal protein S10-like. The coding region runs from base 1 to 492 and encodes 163 amino acids. The record is from RefSeq and is a predicted model, not a curated record. NCBI's taxonomy places the organism in Eukaryota, Metazoa, Chordata, Mammalia, Rodentia, Muridae. Gene Ontology annotation, molecular function: structural constituent of ribosome; RNA binding. Gene Ontology annotation, cellular component: cytosolic small ribosomal subunit. The transcript has a single exon.
AUGUUGACGCCCAAGAAGAACUGGAUUGCCAUCUAUGAACUCCUUUUUAAGGAAGGGGUGAUGGUUGCUAAAAAAGAUGUCCACAUGCCCAAACACCCCGAGCUGACAGACAAGAAUGUGCCUAACCUUCACGUCAUGAAGGCCAUGCAGUCUCUCAAGUCUCGGGGCUACGUGAAGGAGCAGUUUGCUUGGACACAUUUCUACUGGUACCCCACGAAUGAAGGCAUCCAUUAUCUCCGAGAUUACUUGCACCUACCUCCGGAGAUCGUGCCCGCCACCUUUAGUCUCAGCCAUUCGGAGACCGGCAGGCCUAGGCCCAAAGGUCCAGAGGGUGAGCGGCCUGCAAGAUUCACAAGAGGGAAGGCAGACAGAGACACCUACAGAAGGAGUGCUGUGCCCCCUGGAGCUGACAAGAAAGAUGAGUCUGGGGCUGGCUCAGCAAAGGAGUUCCAGUUUAGAGAGGGUGGUGGACGUGGUCAGCUACCUCAAUGA